Molecule: messenger RNA, 1048 nt
Organism: Salmo salar (Atlantic salmon)
Lineage: Eukaryota; Metazoa; Chordata; Actinopteri; Salmoniformes; Salmonidae
Source: RefSeq, a predicted model, not a curated record
AGAUUGAAGAAUGAAAUUAGUAUGAGAAUGUCUUGCAUCAUGUGAUUAAACUAUGAACAGGUGAUUCAGGGUUUUAAUGUUGUGAUCUACUCCAGCUCUGCAGGUGAAGGUGACUCCACCACGGUGGGCAAUGUCGAAGACUCUGACCUGUAUCACCACCUGUACUCUGACUGGUAACCCCACCUACAUCUGGUACAAGAAUGGACAACAUCUAGAUGAGAGCACCUCUCCCCAGUACAAAUACUCAGUCUUCAGUAACUAUGACGACAGUUACUCCUGUACUGUAAAAGGCCAUGAGGAUCUCCACUCUCCUGCAGUGUAUGGUCCAAAGAACACCUCAGUAUCAGUCAGUCCCUCUGGUGAAAUAGUGGAGGGCAGUUCAGUGACUCUGACCUGCAGCAGUGAUGCCAACCCACCUGUGGACAAAUACACCUGGUACUUUCAAAAUAAGACUUUUCUAAAUGGAUUUGGACAGAUGUACAACAUAAGUAAGUUCAAGUCUAAGGACAAUGGACAUUACCACUGUGAGGCCUGGAAUGGAAGAGGAUCUAGGAACUCUACAGCUCUGAUGAUCAUUUUACCAGAGAAACAAACAUCAGUUCUGAAUGCAGCUGUAGGAAUCAUAGUGGUUGUUCUGGUUCUCAUCCUCUGUAUCUCUGGCUUCAUGUGGUUCAGGAAGAAGUCCUCGAUAUCCACCUCUGACACAAGAGACACAGCAGAUGAUGAACAGGGAGACUCUAGUCCAGUGUAUGACAACAUCUCAGGCAUGGCCAUGACCCCUACUGCAGCACAGACAGCAGCCACAGACGACCAGGAUGAUGUUCACUACGCCAGCAUCCACUUUUCUCGCUCCAAAUACGAGGAAGUGCCUCUGUACUCCACCGUCCAGCUGCCUCAACCACAGAAACAGGAUGAGGAUGUCCAAUACGAUGCUGUGAAUUUCAACCUCCCCAGUGCUGCCACCCAACCCGUGGCGGCACAAGCAGUUGAGGAGGACCGCUCUGAGAUCUACAGUAGAAUCAACAAACCCAGAACCAAGAAGACCUGA